Messenger RNA from Dromaius novaehollandiae (emu), 2071 nucleotides. RefSeq names its product Src homology 2 domain containing E (gene SHE). Gene Ontology annotation, molecular function: phosphotyrosine residue binding. The coding region runs from base 696 to 2009 and encodes 437 amino acids. The transcript has 6 exons. The record is from RefSeq and is a predicted model, not a curated record. Lineage: Eukaryota; Metazoa; Chordata; Aves; Casuariiformes; Dromaiidae.
GGCCCCGCUCGGCCCCGCUCGGCUCCGCGCCGCCGCCGCCGCCGCCGCAUGGGGCCCCCCGGGCCGGCCUGAGCGCCCUGCAGCCCCGCCGCAGCCCCCCGAGGAGCCGCGACGGCAGCGGCCGCGGGGCCGGGCCCCCCCCCGCCGCUGCCCGCCCCGGGCAGAGCCGGAGCCCCGGGCUGGACCCGCCGCAGCGAGGGACCGCUGGAAGCCGCCCCGGGGACGAGGACGCUGCGCCCCCCCGGGCAAAGGGCCUUCGCAGCCCCCCCGCUCGCCCCCCGGACUGACGGAGCUGGGACCCCCGGACGCCUGGAGAGACCCCCCCCCCCCCCCCGCUUCACCGGAGCAAAGGACCUGGGACGCCCCGGCGCCCCGUCCCUGGGGCGAAGGACCCUUGGAGAGACCCCCAGCCCCCCCGGGGGGGCGCACGAGCCGCGCCUGCCCCCCUGGGGCCAAGCAGCCGGGGCUGCCGCAUCGCUCCCCCCCCCCCCGGAGCCGAGGACGCCUGGAGACCCCUCGUCCGCCCGACGACGGGGGGGCAACAGCCCCGCGGCCCCCCGCUGCCGGGGACGCGCUGGCCCCCGGCCGCCCCCGGCCCCGCUCCCCCUGCUCCUGCGGCCGGGGGGGGCCGGGCCGCCCCGCGGCUGAGCUGGCCCUGAGGGCGCGGGGGGCCGCGGGGGGGCCGCCCCUGCCCCAUGGCGGCCAAGUGGUUCAAGGAGUUCCCGGCCAGCCUGAGGCCGGCGUCGGAGCGGGCCCGGCCGGGCGGCGGUAGCCUGGGCAAGCUGGGCGGCCCGGCGCGCAGGGAGCCGCCCGGGGGGGCCCCCCCGGGCAGGAGCCGCAAGGACUCGGCGGCGGAGCCGGGGGGCUGCCGGGGUGCCGGCCGGGACGGGGGCGGCCGGCUCUCGCGGGACAACCUGCAGGGCCUGCUGCAGGCCGCCGCCGGGAGGAUGCGCAAGAACUCGCGGGCCGAGGGGGGGCCGCCGGAGCCCCCCGCCAAGGGCGGCGGCACCUACAUCAACCGCCUCAUCAAGGUGGAGGCCCACGAGAAGAACGGCAAGGGCUACCCCGGCGCCGGCCCCGCGCCGGCCCUCGAGCAGGACAAGGCCAAGAGCGCCAAGGCGGAGACGGUCAUCAUCCUGGAGGACUACGCCGACCCCUACGACGCCAAGCGCACCAAGGGGCAGCGGGAGGCCGAGCGCCUGGGCGAGAACGACGGCUACAUGGAGCCCUACGACGCCCAGCAGAUGAUCACAGAGAUCCGCCGCCGCGGCUCCAAGGACCCGCUGGUCAAAGCCGUCCUGCUGCUGGACGGCCCCGGCGAGGCCGGCGAGAAGCCGGAGCCGGCGGCCAAGCGCCCGGGGCCCAGGGAGGGGCCGGUUAAGGCCCCGCAGCUCUACGACACCCCCUACGAGCCGGGCGAGGGGCCGGCGGCGGAGCGCAGGGCGCGGGCGGCCGAGGGGCGGCUGCCGGAGGACGACGAGCGCCCCGCCGCCGAGUACGAGCAGCCCUGGGAGUGGAAGAAGGAGCAGAUCGUCAAGGCGCUGUCGGUCCAGUUCGAGGGCUCGGAGCGGCCCAAGGAGGAGGCGCCGCCGCGGCAGCAUCUCCGCCAGAAGAGCUGGACCGCCAAGAUGCUGAAGCCGGCGGCCCCGGAGCACGGCGAGGGCGAGCGGGUGGACCCCGCCGUGGCGCUGGAGAAGCAGCCCUGGUACCACGGGGCCAUCACCCGCGCCGAGGCCGAGACCCGGCUGCAGCCCUGCAAGGAGGCCGGCUACCUGGUGCGGACCAGCGAGACCGGCAGCGGCAAGUACUCCAUCGCCCUCAAGACCAGCCAGGGCUGCGUCCACAUCAUCGUGGCGCAGACCAAGGACAACAAGUACACGCUGAGCCAGACGAGCGGCGUCUUCGCCAGCGUCCCCGAGGUCGUGCACUACUACUCCACCGAGAAGCUGCCCUUCAAGGGGGCCGAGCACAUGGCGCUGCUGCACCCCGUGCACUGCAAGCUGCACUAGCGCCCGCGCCGCCGCCCCGCGCCCUGUAACCGCCUCGGGAAUAAAGGUGUUGGCUGAGAGGA